AUGCGCGCGCGCUUAUUCUUUUUCCCCUCGUCGGCCGCCAUCAUGGGCGGCUGCUGCUCUUCUCAGGUGGAUGGCGACGCCGGAGAUCGCUCCGAAAGCCAUCUCCUCGAGGACCCGCCGCGCCAGCCGUCGCCCGACUCGACGGCGUUGAGGGACCUGCCGCCUUCGCCCACCGUGUUGGAACGCUUGCCGCCGCGAUCUCCCGGUCGCAUGGAUGACGCUGAGAAGCAGACGUCGCCGCCGCAAGACGGACGCGAGGCGGGCACGCUCAAGCCAAAGUACAUGACACUCGGCCAGCUGAAGCGCGCGCUGCGCCAGCGCGGCGAGCAGCCCGCCGAGGGGGCGAGCAAAGAGGCGCUGCAGGCGCAGCUGAGCGCGUUGCUAGGGCUCGACCCGUCGGGCUUCUCUGCGGCGGCGGCCGAGGCGGACCGGGCCGCCGUGCAGAAGAAGGAGGCGUUCGAGGCGCGGCGCGCGGCGGCCGAGCAGGCGCUGCAGGCCCAGGCGGCGACGAGGAAGCGCACGGAGGGGUCGCUCGAGCUCGCCGGCAUACGAGUGGCGACGGGCGGCGGGGAGGUGGCCGGCGGCGAGAGCGCCCAGGAGGGCGAGCUGUGCGCCGUCACCAUGAGCCGCCCAAAGGGCGGCGCGUCGCGCCGACCGCCGACCCGCAAGCCUCCCGGAGCGGCCCGGGAGGGCGGCGGGCUCAACGUAGGGUAG
Molecule: messenger RNA, 714 nt
Organism: Emiliania huxleyi CCMP1516
Lineage: Eukaryota; Haptophyta; Isochrysidales; Noelaerhabdaceae
Exons: 2
Coding region: 1-714 (237 amino acids)
Source: RefSeq, a predicted model, not a curated record